This is a messenger RNA of Penicillium egyptiacum, 2046 nucleotides long. The record is from the annotation of a GenBank genome assembly. Lineage: Eukaryota; Fungi; Ascomycota; Eurotiomycetes; Eurotiales; Aspergillaceae.
AUGAGCGAACGAGGGUACGACAGUGAUGCCCAGUGCAUUGGGAGUCCUCAGCAUGCCGAUCAGAUGAGAGCGUCGCCCAGAAGUCCGGCCUUUCGCAGAAUGGGGUUGCAUGAUCUAAUAGAGCACAGUCGUGAGCGGAACGACUUGGAGAUGUGGGCGGGUGCCCAAAGCCAGGAUCGAUCCGACACCCCGGGAACUCCCUUUGGGAUGCAUUAUAUACCUACGCCACCAGGAAGUUUGAGAGGGCGCUCGGCUCACCCCAACUCUGCAACCGAAGGCACAGGUAGCCAGUCCGUGCCUUCAUUCAACAAUGAGCGGUCGGGCGAUCAAAACGCGUUCACGAAAUCUCUCCCAAGCCUUCCUGCCAGCCAAGAAGAAUUAGCUCCAGCAAAUCGUCCCCGAUUUAGAGAAGGCUUGAUAAACAGCAGCAGCGGUGAGAACCCCAAAAACAUUGUUCCUGACUGGACUCAGUACAUUGGAUCAAAUCCCAAUGACCAUCGCGUGGCGUCUUCAGCGUCGCUAGCCAGGGAAGAUCCGGGCAUUAUGGUUUCCAAGACACGGCAACCAACAAGCUCUCCCAGGACUCCCUCUGAGGCCCGAGUACCGCAUCUCGGUGAUCUGGACCUUUCGCACAGACUCGCAGGGACAAGCAUGGGGUCCGGACCGCCAUCAACUAACCCAUCCAUGUUGGAACUGCCACGUGCGAAUAGAUAUGGGCCACAAAUGGCAUCACAAGAGAACCUUCAAUCCCAUGAGAGGUCUGGAACAUCGGAAAUCAUGGGAUCCGAGUCCCAGAAGCAAGCUAUGUCUCAUCAACGAGAUGCGUCCUCUUUCUAUUCGCGUCAAAGCAGUAACCCUUCGCGGGGGGCGUCUGCCGUUCAGUCGCUGAGAGUUCACGCUGCAAAUGCAAUGGAUAGCCUACCGAAUAUUCAUGCACAAAUGGCAGCUGAGACUAAUUCAGCCCAAAAUGAACCGGAAUCAGGUUCCGAGGUUGUGAAAAGCAAGUUCGUUGAGCAACUUGAUGCGGCAAAUUGGGAAUCACCCCAGAUUCAUGGCAUUUCCAAUGGCGCCAACGGUGCCGGUCCACAUCGUAGAGUCAGUCCCGGCUGGAUGACUGGAGGGCGACGAAUGGGCUAUGGCUAUAGCUUGGUGGACAACGCUGAGGAUCACCCACCAACACUUGGAGGGAACAGUAGUCCACUUCCGAACGGGGAUUGGCACAGAGACACCCCGGGACCUAGCUCUAACAGCCGAUGGUCUCCUAUGAACAAAAGUCCUACCAAUGCCAAGGGAGAGCCCAUCUUGACACCGACGAUGUGGGCCAAAAUGAAGAGCCAGUCACUUCGAGGUAAUAGUCACGCACCGCUGGCAGUGGAUUUGGCCGGUGAAGGAAUGGCUGCAGGCAAAGCCGGCCGUACAAGCUCAAUUCGCGCGCAGCACAUUGAAUCGCCAACUUCUGCAAAGUCGCCAACUUCCGCAAAAUCACCGACUUCCGCAAAGACGCCUACUUCGGCAACGAGCUUCUAUAUCGAAGACGUGGACGAAACGUUCUUGAGUCGCUGGGCGAAGGCCAGCCGUUCCACUCGUAAACAACCACAGCCAGACAAGUACCAUGAUUCAACCCAUGGGCGCACUGUGUCUUCUUCGGACGCUUCACCACUUGGUGAACGCCGCUUCUCCAUGGAUCAGACAAACCAUCAGCCCUCCGUGUACUUCGAUCCGUCGAAUGACAGGAGUGCAGACAGAUUAAAUGGAGAACCUUCCCGCUCUCGUAGUGGACGCUGGAUGCUAAAGUUUUCCAGAAACAGGGAAAGCAAGAGACGCUCGAACCGCCCUCCGAAAGCAGCAUCCCAGGAAGGACCAUUUCAGGAAUCGCCAGUACAGUAUGAAGAGCGUCCGUCGAGUGAUCUAGAACGAGCAAACUCUACCAGAAGCGAUGCGGCAGAGGAGCUCGCAAGUGCGUAUCAGGAGUGCAUUGGGAUGCCCGGGGCCUUUUAUGGAAGCCGGUGGGCGAGCCGAACAAGUCUGGUGGUGGAGGCAGAGUGA